This is a messenger RNA of Spathaspora passalidarum NRRL Y-27907, 841 nucleotides long. RefSeq lists its product as uncharacterized. The transcript has a single exon. NCBI's taxonomy places the organism in Eukaryota, Fungi, Ascomycota, Pichiomycetes, Serinales, Debaryomycetaceae. The annotation marks the transcript as partial. The record is from RefSeq and is a predicted model, not a curated record.
AUCACAACAACAAACAACAAUGAUCGGAUACCUUGCCUUAUUCUUUAUCGUUACUUUAGUCUUUGGAGAAGAAACUUCCUAUGAAACUGACUACAAGACUGUAUCAACCACAGUAAUUUUCCCAAACUAUCAUAGAUAUUUCAAUACAUCUAGUGUUUGGACCAAUUCUUCAUCAACUAGUACUGAAACUCAUACCAAUACUGAAACUCACAUCUACACUACUACUACUACUACUGCUGCUGCUGCUAACACCUACUCCGAAAUCACCCAUAUUACUAGUGAAGCAAGUACUCAUAGUACCAUUGAAGAAGCUAUUACUCAUAGUGAAAUUACUACAGCUAUUCCAGCAAACCCUACAUCCUUUCCAAGCCCAAUCUGCAAUGCUUUUACCACCACUAUUUAUGCCCCUGUUUCAAUCAAAACUGUAACUGAAACAACCACAAUCACUACUGGUGAACCAAUCAAGUCUAGUUCCAGCAUUUCGUCUCAAACUAAACAAACAACAGAACAUAAAAAAUCUGAAGAUAAGGUUGAGACCCGCACUGAUUAUUAUACUUAUACUUACACUUAUGCUGAUAUAACCACUUACACCACUGCACGAACCACUAGUACCUAUAGUUAUUCAACACACUACACGAAUUCAACUUCCACAAGUACCACUUCUUCUAGAGGAUACACCAAUUCAAGUAGUAUUUACUAUUCUUCUCCUACUACUUCAAUUGAAACAAAAGUCACGGUUGUCCCAUCUGCAUAUUACUACAAAGGUGCUACCGUUUAUUAUUAGACUUAGUUUUAUAGAUUAUUAUAGAAAUAGAUUUUAUUAGAGUUAUAUUUAUGUGGC